This is a messenger RNA of Phycomyces blakesleeanus NRRL 1555(-), 2361 nucleotides long. Its product is annotated as glycosyltransferase family 20 protein. Gene Ontology annotation, biological process: trehalose biosynthetic process. NCBI's taxonomy places the organism in Eukaryota, Fungi, Mucoromycota, Mucoromycetes, Mucorales, Phycomycetaceae. The record is from RefSeq and is a predicted model, not a curated record. Gene Ontology annotation, cellular component: cytosol; alpha,alpha-trehalose-phosphate synthase complex (UDP-forming). Gene Ontology annotation, molecular function: catalytic activity. The transcript has 8 exons. The annotation marks the transcript as partial.
UGGACUGUGGUCGAGAGACGGGGUCAUGCAGCACUUUAUGCAGGCGUUCACAGCCUUGGCCAGUCUUGGGAAACUAUUCAUAUCGGUUGGACAGGCCCAAUUAGAGUCAAAGGCACCAAGAAAACCAUUCCACCACACGAAAUGACCGACGAGGACAAGUCUGCGCUACAAAAACUACUUUGGGAGACUGGUCAUAUAGUACCUAUCUUUCUUGACAACAAGUCCCAUGGACAUUAUGAAGGCUAUUGCAAGGAAGUGCUUUGGCCAUUAUUUCACUAUGUUGUCUGGUCUGAUUCCACAAACGGGCAAGCCGAAAAGAAGAACUGGGCUGAUUAUGUGGCUGUAAAUCGUCAGUUUGCAGACACGAUCAUUAAAACCUACCGUCAGGGCGACACAAUUUGUAUUCACGAUUAUCACCUCUUGCUGGUACCUGAGAUGUUACGUGCCUCCAUCCCAGAUGCUCCCGUCGGCCUUUUCUUCCAUGCAACAUUUCCUAGCUCGGAAAUCUUCCGCUGUCUGACAAGUAAGGAGCCCUUUAUUUAUCUAUUUAUUUAUUUUGUACAGGAUUAUUUAACUGCUCAAUUCAUAAACCAUUACCCUACUAUCUUGUGUAUAGCUCGAAAUGAAAUUCUGCAGGGUAUGCUUGGGGCGAAUCUUGUAGGCUUUCAGACCUAUUCGUACGCCAGGCAUUUCAUUUCAUCUAGCACACGUGUGCUUGGAUGUGAAUCCACCCAAGUUGGCGUCAAUUCGAACGGCCAGAUUGUAUCAGUUGGAGCAUUUCCAAUUGGUAUUGAUGUCGAGCGUGUUCACACCUUUAGACAGCAACCAGGAGUGGAGCCAAAAAUGAACGCAAUCAGGGAUAUGUACGCUGGAAAGAAGAUCAUCAUUGGGCGAGACAAACUCGAUUCUACAAAGGGUGUACUCCAAAAACUUCAUGCAUUUGAGAAAUUUUUAGCAAUCUAUCCCGAAUGGCGCAACAAGGUUGUUCUUAUCCAAGUGGCUACUCCAACAUUUGGUGACCACUCCAAGUUGGAAACAAAGGUAUCCGAGACAGUGAGUCACAUUAAUGGUUUGUUUGGCUCUCUAGAGUUCACACCAGUUCAUUACUAUCAUCAAGACAUCGACCGUGAUGAGUACUAUGCCCUCUUGUCAGUUGCCGAUGCUGGCCUCAUAACAUGUGUUCGGGAUGGAAUGAAUACAACAUCUUUUGAAUACAUCAUUUGUCAGCAUAAGACACACAGUCCAUUGAUUCUUUCAGAGUUUGCUGGAACGGCGGGCUCUUUGAGUGCAGCUAUCCUCGUCAAUCCAUGGGACUACGCCGGAGUAGCCAAAGCAUUGAACGAUGCUUUGAUCAUGUCACCAGAAGAGAAACUUUCAAGACAUGGGCAACUCUAUAAACAUGUAACAAAUCAUACUGCAUCCUUCUGGGCACAUUCAUUUGUUAAAGGGCUUGUUAGCUGCACUGAAGAACAAUCCCUCCAGUCGCACUCCACGCCGGCCUUGAAUGUAGAUGCGCUCAAGAGCACGUAUAUUGGAUCAAAAAAGAGAUUGAUGUUUUUUGACUAUGAUGGUACUCUCACACCUAUUGUGUCUCUUCCAUCAGAUGCUAAGCCAUCAAAUGACAUGUUGACUAGCCUCAGAGUUCUUUGUCAAAAUCCACUUAAUGUUGUGUGGAUCAUAUCUGGCCGUGACCAGGCCACACUUGAUGAGUGGAUUGGUAGUAAAGUGGACAACAUCGGACUCAGUGCUGAGCAUGGAUGCUACAUAAAGCCACCAGGUGCUGAGAAAUGGACAAGUAUCGUUAGUAAUGUAGACAUGAGUUGGAAACAGGAUGUGGCCGAGAUCUUUGAGUAUUACACAGAGCGUACUCAAGGUAGUAUGGUAGAAUACAAAAAAUCCUCUAUCACUUGGCACUACCGAAACGCAGAUGCAACCUAUGGUGCUUUCCAAGCAAAAGAAUGUCAAAACCAUCUUGAGAAUGCAAUUGUGUCCAAACUUCCAGUAGAAAUAUUGGUUGGAAAAAAGAAUCUAGAGGUUAGACCGAUGGCUAUCAACAAGGGUGAAAUCGUGAAGCGGAUAUUGUCUCAAAACCCUGAUGCCGACAUGGUUAUCUGUGCUGGUGAUGACAAAACAGACGAGGAUAUGUUCCGUAUGCUUAGUAAUAUUCACCAACAAACGUUCCCGGGGUCAGCUCCCGUCUCGCCUCAUGAUCCUCCUAGCCGCUCCAGUUCCUUCUCACUCUUACCGCCACAAUCGCCUUUAUUGCCAGAGAAGGCCGUGUCUUUGUUUUCAAUUACAGUAGGACCACCCGAAAAGAAGACUAUGGCUAACUGGCAUGUAGACUCUAGUUCUGAAGUGGUU